AUGCUCAUAAUUGCCAGAAUUGUUGCUCAAAAUUUGAUCCCUAAGACUGGUAGUUUUGAUCACUUUGCCUCUGACAAGAUAAAUGCUGUUUAUGCCAUCUUUGCUAAAAUCAAAGUUGAUUGGGCUACUAUCUUUAUCAAUAACAUGGCAUCUAAACACACCAAGUUUCUACCCUUUGGUUCCUUUCUCACUCUCAUUUUUCAACAUUUCAAUGUUGACCUCACUAACGAACCUAAGGUUGAAUCCAAGAGGGAUUUCUUUGAUGGCAUCUCACUUUCCAGAAUGCGAAUAUCUCUUGACUCCACUCCUAAACCAUCCUCUCACUCCCGUUCUAGAGCCUCUACUUCUUCCACUUCUUCCACUUCUUCUUCCACUUCUUCCUCUUCUGAAAUUUGUGACCGUCUUGAUCGCCUUGAGACUCGACGUCAGUCUCUCGGGAUCCCUUCAAAGUCUGAGUCUGAUUCUAGUGAGGAUUCUGCUGGUGGCUCAGAUGGUGAUGGUAGUGGAGAUGGUGAUGAUGAUGGUAGUGAUGAUGGUCUCAGUCUAGAGUUUCCUCCUCAUCCGCCUCUGAUUUCUGAUUCUGAUAGGGGCACUGCUGAUGGAUCGGGAUCUUCAGAUAGUAAGGAUGAUGGUAAGGGUGAUCGUGACAGUGAGGGUGGUGAAGAUGAAUUAAGUUCCUUUUUGUGA
Asparagus officinalis (garden asparagus) is the source of this 687-nucleotide messenger RNA. Its product is annotated as suppressor protein SRP40-like. The record is from RefSeq and is a predicted model, not a curated record. Lineage: Eukaryota; Viridiplantae; Streptophyta; Magnoliopsida; Asparagales; Asparagaceae. The transcript is spliced from 3 exons. Bases 1 to 687 code for a protein of 228 amino acids.